This is a messenger RNA of Athene cunicularia (burrowing owl), 2221 nucleotides long. It is a transcript of the gene POLE2, whose product is annotated as DNA polymerase epsilon 2, accessory subunit. The transcript is spliced from 19 exons. The record is from RefSeq and is a predicted model, not a curated record. Bases 666 to 2069 code for a protein of 467 amino acids. Gene Ontology annotation, biological process: DNA-templated DNA replication; error-prone translesion synthesis. NCBI's taxonomy places the organism in Eukaryota, Metazoa, Chordata, Aves, Strigiformes, Strigidae. Gene Ontology annotation, molecular function: DNA binding. Gene Ontology annotation, cellular component: epsilon DNA polymerase complex.
CGUGCGGACGCGGUUUGCGGGUUUUGCCCUUGGGCGGCUCCUGAAGGGGACCGGCGGGGCGAACAGAAGCUCCUGCCAUGGGCCGGAGCCCAGCGUCUGCCCAGCGGGGCGUGCGGAGUGUUACGGGGUGAGAUUUAAGGCCUAAUAAACCAUGCAGAAGCUUGUGAAGAAAGAGCGUGAGAGGAGGAAAAAACCGCCGAGAAUAGAAUCGCUAAACACAACUCAGUGCAAGAGUACAAGAGCCGGGUCUGUAGGCAGAGCUCAACAGGGGAGGUGGUUUAAAGCAACUGCAGCAGAACUUGCUGUCUGAAGGUGAGAAGAGUCAUGCUCCAGCCACAAAGCAGCUAUGAAAUAAUAACUGAUAUUAAUUAAAACAAUUGUAUAGGCGUUCAGACUGUUGACUCCAGAGAGAAGCAUCCUGUGAAUGUUGUCUUCUAACCUGCAGCCUGGGAGCAGAUGAAGCAAGAAGCUACAUAGAGUGCUGUGGAAGAGUCCUUGGAAUGCCAGAGGUGCUGCACAGGACCUGUGUAUCGGGGCCGGUGCUGAGCUAGAGGGAUGCUCUAAGGUAUCUUACCGAAGCUCUUCAGUCUGUCAAUGAAGUAGAACUUGACGAUGUAAUUGAAAAUGUCAUUGAUGCCGUUGAAAAACAGCCUUUGUCAUCUAAUAUGAUUGAACAAUCCACAGUGGAAGCAGCUGUCCAAGAAUGUAGCCAGGCAUCUGAUGAAACUAUAGAAAAUGUUUUCAACAUUAUUGGAGCCUUUGAUAUUCCACGUUACAUUUAUAAUUCAGAAAGAAAGAAGUUUCUACCUCUGUCAAUGACCAACUUCCCUGUACCGAAUUUAUUUGGAACUGCCAGAGAUAAAGCUGAGUUGUUUCGUGAACGCUACUCCAUCUUACAACAGAGGACUCACAGACAUGAAUUGUUUACUCCUUCAGCAGUUGUUGCUCAUCCUGAUGACAGUAAGAGCAAAUUCCAGCUUAAAACAAUAGAAACUCUGUUGGGCAAUACAGCUAAAGUGAGAGAAGUGAUUGUGCUUGGGAUGAUAACUCAGCUUAAGGAGGGGAAAUUUUUCCUAGAAGACCCUACAGGAGUGGUCCAGCUAGACCUUAGCAAAGCCCAGUUCCACAGUGGUUUAUAUACUGAAUCAUGCUUUGUUUUGGCAGAAGGUUGGUAUGAAGAUGAAGUUUUUCAUGUGAAUGCUUUUGGAUUUCCGCCUACUGAGCCUUCUGCUACCACUAGAGCCUUCUACGGGAAUGUAAACUUCUUUGGAGGGCCUUCUUCAGCUUCAGUGAAGGCUUCUGCAAAACUGAAGCAGCUGGAGGAUGAAAAUGAAGAUGCAAUGUUUGUAUUUCUUUCUGAUGUAUGGCUGGACCAAGCAGAAGUACUGGAAAAGCUUCACACAAUGUUUUCGGGUUAUUCCUCUGCACCUCCAACCUGCUUUUUCUUUUGUGGAAAUUUUUCAUCUGCACCAUAUGGAAAAAAUCAGAUUCAGUCACUGAAAGGUUCUUUGAAGGCUCUUGCAGAUAUUAUAUGUGAAUAUCCCAGCAUUCAUAAAAGUAGUCGAUUUGUGUUUGUUCCUGGCCCUGAAGACCCUGGUCCUGGUUCUAUUUUACCAAGACCUCCUCUGGCUGAAAAUAUUACUCAGGAGUUCAGGCAGCUGGUGCCAUUUUCAGUUUUCACCACAAAUCCUUGCAGGAUUCAAUAUUGCACCCAAGAAAUAAUUAUCUUUCGUGAAGAUUUGGUGAACAAAAUGUGCAGAAACUGUGUCCGCUUCCCCGCCAGCAACAUGGACAUUCCCAAUCAUUUUGUAAAGACUAUAUUAUCACAAGGACAUCUGACGCCCCUUCCGCUGUACGUUAGCCCCGUGUACUGGGCCUACGACUACGCCCUGAGGGUCUACCCUGUGCCUGAUAUGCUCAUCAUUGCAGAUAAAUACGACCCAUUCACUGUCACCAACACUGACUGUCUUUGCAUAAAUCCUGGUUCAUUUCCAAGAAGUGGAUUUUCGUUCAAGGUAUUCUACCCCUCCAACAAGACAGUUGAAGACAGCAAGCUUCAGGGUCUCUGAAUUUCUGUGAGACUGCAAAAAGGGAGCAAGACUCCAUAAAGCCACCUGUAGCACUCAUUGGAGAUGGAUUGAUUUUUAUGAUGUAUUACAGACUGUUUAUAAUAAAUGUCAAAGCCAAAAAGGUCUAUUUUGUACACAAAUAAACUUUUACA